Messenger RNA from Rotaria sordida, 816 nucleotides. NCBI's taxonomy places the organism in Eukaryota, Metazoa, Rotifera, Eurotatoria, Philodinida, Philodinidae. The record is from the annotation of a GenBank genome assembly.
AUGUUAUGCUUAUUUAUUAUUAUUUAUGAUAAAACAUGUCAUACAGUUCCAAUGAUGCUUGUUGCUAAUUCAUGUUUAUCUGCAAUUUUAUUUGGAACUAUUAUAUUUAGUAUUCGUUUAUAUACACUUAAAAAUGAUUGGAAAACAAUUGUAUAUAAAGAUUCAUUUUGUAGUUUUCGAGGAUAUAUAGGUUAUGCUGCAUGUUCAAUACAAAAUUUUUCUUAUUUAUUACAAUCUAUUUAUCGAUAUAUUAUUGUUAUUUAUCCAAAUCGUUUAUUUUUUCAAUCAAUAAGAUUUCAAUUAUUUCUCAUUUCUUGUACAUGGAUCUUUGGUUUUAUAUAUCCGAUUGCAUUUCUUUUUACUGAUCAAAUCAUAUAUAAUAUUAAUAAUCAAAUAUGUCAACUUCCUCUUCAACUUUCUUUCUCUGUGAUAUUUAUAGCUAGUUGGGCAUAUAUAAUUCCUGUCUCAUUAACAAUGUUUAUUUAUUUUAACUUACUUCGAUAUGUUAAAGAAAUUAGUAAACGUGUAAUAUCAGUGAAUAGAUUAUCUCGUGUAAAAAGAGAAUUAAAAAUGGUUCGACGUAUAGUUGUACUUGUGAUGAUAUUAUUUACACUCUGUUUUCCAUAUACAAUGUUUAUUUUCCUAUCGUUUUUCACUGAUCCACCAAAAUAUCAUUUUCGUAUUGCAUAUAUAUUUAUCGAUGUAUCAUUUCUUUUUGUAAUUAUUGCUUUAUUUCAGUCUACAGAUCCACUUAAAAAAUCUGUGAUGAACAAGAUAAAUAAACGUCCGAAUAGGAUAUUACCAACAGUGGCAUAA